AUGGCGCACCCAGAGAGAUCCGGGGUAGCCGCAGGCUUGAGAAUUGAGACUUCAUUCCACCAGCAGCGACCAGCAUGGUCGGAGGAAGAUGAGGCGGGGAGGAGAAGAUCGACAACGGGUGGCGAUGGUAUCGAGAGCGACCGCACCAACAUAUCUCAUGAUUACAACGCGCGACGCCGCGAUACUAAUGAAGACCGCAGUGUGUUAAAUGAAAUGCAUUCAGCCACCCCUCCCAUCUCAGUGCCUCGCCCAGAUGGCCGCCCUGCAGACGACGCUGGUUUUCCCCAUAAACCAGAAGACGUUCAAGGCUCGCCAUUAGACAACUACCUGUCAUCGCGUCGUCCCUCCAUCACCUUCAACCCCAAGGUCUCCCUGGACUCGGGCCUCCAACGCCCACUAGAGGAGCCUCUUUCCAAAGGUGACCUCGAUAGCCGCCCCCCGCAAAAAUUUGAGUCUCGGACCUCUGGCCUCCGAAACGCCCUCUCCCAAGAUGAUGACUCGGCCAAUCAGCAAAAAUCCAACCCGCGGGGUGUUGACUCGAAACAGCCCCAAGAUCAGCGGGGUAUUCCGACCGGCGCUUCCCGCGGACAACCUGUUGGCAGCCCCAGUGACUCGAUUUCCGGCGCUGAGAUAGACCAGCCAACCUCGCUGACCUCCAUGUCCACGGCAUCUCCGAUCGCGGAAGAAGUCCGAACGCCCCCGGAAGCGUUCGCGAUACACCGCAGUGCCUCUUGGUCCGGGGGUGUCGUUACACCUUUCGGAAGCAAAUCCCGCAGCUCUACCCUCGACCGUAGCAGCAGCUUGCGCCACCCGGGCCGUGGUUCUCGCCGCUCUACAGCUUCUAGUGGCAAGUCUCCUGCCAGCAUGUUCCUGUCUAUGUGGUCCGGUCGUGAAGAGCCGGCAUCGCAACCUGACGAGGAAGGGCAGAUGGUGGGCACUGACUAUGUCCUUGGCAAACAAAUCGGCUUUGGUGGCUUUAGUGUCGUCAAAGAAGCCUACAAAGUGGAAGAGCAUGGCACCACCAAGCGACUCGCUGUCAAGAUUGUCAAAAAGCACGUUACCGGCCGCAGUGAGACCGAAAAUGAGGAGGUUCAAGCAGAGUUUGACCAUGAGGUGCGGGUCUGGCGAUACCUCAACCACCCUCAUGUCCUAACCCUUGAUGCUGUCUACGAAACCGAUUUCGCCACCUUCUGCUUCACUAAGCUUGCUAUUGGUGGAACUUUGUUUGAUCUCGUUCGCCAAAACCGACGCGGCCUCGACGCAACUCUCGCCAAGAAAUAUUCGUACCAACUCGCCUGUGCGAUCCGUUAUCUCCAUGAGGACGCUCGUGUCGUUCACCGUGACAUCAAGCUGGAGAAUUGCCUUCUCGACCCGGUCGAGACGGCUGACGGUAUGACCUCUUCUACCCUGGUGCUAUGCGACUUCGGAAUGGCGGAAUGGAUGACCACCGAUGAUGGUGGCGAGUCUCCUGAUCCCUAUGAUGAAGUCGCCGACCGUCCUCCGCCAAAACAGAUGGGCCCCGCUGGUUCUAGCACCAGUGUGGCAGGCAGCCUGGAAUAUGCUUCGCCCGAGCUACUUCAGUCUGCCAAUGGAGUCAUCCAUCCCUCUGUCGAUAUUUGGGCCUUCGGCGUCAUUGUCUUCACAGUCGUCGUUGGGUCCCGGCCUUUCCAAGACUCCUUCGCUCCUCGUAUCCAGGCCAACAUCCUCGCUGGGACAUGGAACGAAGAUGCCAUGAUCAACGAAAUCACCGACGAGUUUCUCCGCAAAGACCGGCAAGAUGCUCUCGAGCUUGUCAAGGGCUGCCUCGAAAUGGAUGUCGAUAAGCGAUGGACAAUUCGCGAUAUCCUAGCCUGCUCUUGGCUGCGUGAAGUUGCUGAGGUUACGGAAGAGAGUUCGCCGGAUUCUGUUUGGAGAUUAUGA
Molecule: messenger RNA, 1920 nt
Organism: Penicillium macrosclerotiorum
Lineage: Eukaryota; Fungi; Ascomycota; Eurotiomycetes; Eurotiales; Aspergillaceae
Product: serine/threonine-protein kinase
Exons: 2
Coding region: 1-1920 (639 amino acids)
Biological process (GO): protein phosphorylation; intracellular signal transduction; microtubule cytoskeleton organization
Cellular component (GO): cytoplasm
Molecular function (GO): tau-protein kinase activity; protein serine/threonine kinase activity; ATP binding
Source: RefSeq, a predicted model, not a curated record